Messenger RNA from Jatropha curcas, 1843 nucleotides. NCBI's taxonomy places the organism in Eukaryota, Viridiplantae, Streptophyta, Magnoliopsida, Malpighiales, Euphorbiaceae. The record is from RefSeq and is a predicted model, not a curated record.
GGAAGGAGCGGUGGGUGGCAGCUAAAAGGCGGGCCGUGCAUUUUUCGAACUUACGCACCGCUUUUAUAUCCCUCCCUCUUUCUUUCCCUCGUCUUCCUUCUUCCUUCUUCCUGUUAUGUAACGCAGCAUUCCACUUCCACUUUUUCUGUUUUCUCUUCAAAUAGAAUUUAUAGGCUCUCUCCUUGUAUUAAAUUGAUCUUUUGUUUGCUUUUAUUGCCCGCCUUUUUAGUUUUUAUACCAACAUAAAUUCCUUCAAUUGUUCCUUUCCCUCUCAUGGCGGCCGACUGGAGAGAAGAUCCGAGCCGCACACUUAAUCCAUCGCAAUGUCACUUUCAGUUGCUUAAUCCACAUUCUCAAAAUCACUAUCACAAUCAAUCUCCUUCUACUCUUUGUUCUUCCUCUUCUUCUUCUUCUCCUACGCUUGCAAAUCCGGCUUUCAUUUCCUCUUUUCAUAAACCGCAAUAUGGUCAUCCUUCUGAUAAUAAUAAAAGCAAUCAGUUGUCUAAUAAUAUUCCCUUCGCUUUCCAAUUGCAUGCUGAGGAGACACAUUCUGCUUUUAGUAAACUCGCGCUGAAGCAAACUAAUGAAAAAGUCAAUCAUGAGGCUCAGUAUGGUGGACAAGAACCCUUCGCCAAGCAUAACAAGGUACCUAAUCAUGUGCUUGAUCCUCAGUCUGCCACUCGCAGUAAGCGUAUCAAUAGAGCAAAGGUUUCAAAAAAUGGUAAAUUGGGGAUUCAAGGAUCAAAUGCUGAAUCUCCUAAUGGUCUGAAUCCAGCAACUGGUUGUCGAUAUGACAGUUCCUUAGGCCUGUUGACCAGGAAAUUUGUCAAGUUGAUUCAGGAGGACAAGGAUGGAACCCUUGAUCUGAACAGGACUGCAGAUGUGUUGGAGGUCCAAAAGAGGAGGAUAUAUGAUAUUACAAAUGUUUUGGAAGGAAUAUCAUUGAUAGAGAAAACUUCAAAAAAUCACAUAAAGUGGAAGGGCUGCGAUGGUGGUGGGUCAAAGGAGUUGGAUGCUCAUGUUAACAGAUUAAAGGCUGAAGUUGAAAGUUUACACGCUGAAGAACACAGACUUGAUGAAUCUAUAAGGCAAAAGCAAGAGCUUCUGAGGUCACUGGAGGAAGAUGAAAAUAACCAAAGAUAUCUCUUUAUGACUGAGGAAGAUAUUACAAGCCUUCCUUGCUUCCAGAAUCAAACGCUCAUUGCAAUUAAAGCUCCUCAAGCUAGUUACCUUGAAGUCCCCGAUCCCGAUGAGGAUAUUGGUUGUCCUCAGUACAAAAUGAUUGUUAGAAGCAACACCGGACCAAUUGAUUUAUAUCUGCUAAGCAAAUACAACCAACAACAUGAGGAUGUAGCCGUCAAACAAGUUAAUCCUUUGACCUCAACUUCUCCAAAGUGCUGUCCACACAGAAUGGAAACUGAAGGGCUAUCUUUCGAACAACAUUAUCAAAACAACAAUGCUGAAAUGUUCAACUCACUCUAUUCAGAGUCAUCUGGGAUCCAGAAGAUAAUUCCUUCAGACUGUGAUAUUGAUGAUGAUUAUUGGUUUCGAUCAAAUCCUGAAGUCAGCACUUCAGAGUUGUGGGGAGAGUCGAUUGGCAUUUUCUACAACAUAACAGUGAGGUUUUAGAUCUUUUGGAUGGCUUCUUUCAUGCUUCUUGGAAGAUCAGUACUAUUAUAGUGACGUUGUUCAUAAUGUAAAGGAAAAUCAGGUAGUUUAGUUGUUAAGAUGACCUGAAGGGUUCUCGUAAUAAAUCCCUUCACACUUGAAAUUGUAAAUUCUUUAUUCUUCUAAAGCUAGAUGCUUUUCCUUUAUUUAUUUAUUUAUUAAAUGAUUACAGUUA